Molecule: messenger RNA, 1882 nt
Organism: Linum trigynum
Lineage: Eukaryota; Viridiplantae; Streptophyta; Magnoliopsida; Malpighiales; Linaceae
Source: the annotation of a GenBank genome assembly
UUAUGACGAUCAUGAUUCAGUCUUUCGUACGAUUAUGUUACUUUCAUAAGCUAAAAAACAGCUGACUUUAGCAUUCGAUCACAUUAAUACUCUUAUUCACUUACUCACUUGGCCUGCGCAGGCGCAGCUGCGCUCGUUACUUUCUCCACUUCUCUUUCCCCUUCUGCCCAUUUCAUUCUUUCCUCACUCCUCACCUGCAUUUGCGUUUCCUCCUCCAUUUUCCGUUUGUUUCCCAGGAAGGGGAAAAGGAAACUUUUUUUUUUUGCUUCUCCGGCCAAACAACGACGAACCCAUCAAAACCCAGAGCCCGUCUUUGGCCGUUGAGGUACCCUCUCGCAUCAUUAUCUCCCACUCUCUCAAUUUCUCUUAGUUGCUUAAUUUGCUCUCUGCGGAUCCGCAAUUAGGGAAAAAUUAGCCUAAUGUGGUCUGAAUUACGAGCAGUCGCUACACAGAUCCAGAGCGUGAAUUCCGACUCUUUAAAUCCAGCCUCCGUGGAAUUUGGAGCCCAUUUGAGACUAUUGAUCUUAUAUACUUUCUUUGAUUAACCUGGUAUUUUGCUGCAGGUAUAAAUGUAUCCAAGUUAGGCUGAUGAAAAAUGGAAGCAAUGGCGUUUAAUUGAGCUACCGAGGGAAGUGGGGUGGAGAAAAAGUAUGUCGUCUUCGAGUAAGACUGAUAAGAAGGCGGCUGUGGACGCUGCCGCGUGGAUGUUCAAUGUGGUCACAUCGGUUGUAAUCAUCCUUGUGAACAAGGCAUUAAUGGCUACCUAUGGCUUCAGUUUUGCUACCACCUUAACCGGUAUGCAUUUUGCAACAACGACCUUGUUAACACUUACACUUAGGUGGAUGAAGUAUAUUCAGCCAUCUCACCUACCAGUAUCAGAGCUUCUUAAGUUUGUUCUGUUUGCAAACUUCUCCAUCGUUGGGAUGAACGUGAGUUUGAUGUGGAACUCGGUUGGAUUUUAUCAGAUUGCAAAGUUGACAAUGAUACCAGUUUCUUGCUUUCUGGAAGUUGUCUUAGACAACAUGCGAUAUUCAAGAGACACAAAGCUUAGUAUAGGAGUAGUUCUGCUCGGUGUAGGGGUGUGUACUGUCACGGAUGUCAGUGUCAACACCAAGGGGUUUUUAGCUGCAGUUGUCGCUGUUUGGAGCACUGCCCUGCAGCAAUAUUAUGUACAUUAUCUUCAGCGAAGGUAUUCUCUGAAUUCCUUCAACUUGUUGGGUCACACUGCUCCAGCUCAAGCUGGUUCUCUACUUUUAGUGGGGCCCUUUCUUGACUACUGGUUGACUACGAAAAGAGUCGAUGCUUAUCCUUAUUCCUUGACGUCUGUGCUGUUCAUAGUGCUAUCCUGCACCAUCGCCAUUGGAACAAACCUCAGCCAGUUCAUCUGCAUAGGCAGGUUCACUGCGGUUUCCUUCCAGGUCCUCGGUCAUAUGAAGACAAUUCUCGUGCUGAUCUUGGGCUUUGUCUUCUUCGGGAAAGACGACCUCAAUUUCCAUGUGAUUGUGGGCAUGGUCAUUGCUGUGGCCGGGAUGAUAUGGUAUGGCAAUGCCUCAUCGAAGCCUGGGGGCAAAGAGCGUCGGAGUUCCCCAGCUAACAGCAGCACCAAGUUCCAGAAACUGGAAACUGCUGAUGCUGAUGAGAAGGUUUAGACUCCACUAGAUAAAUUUAGAGCAGAAGAGGAACGCGGUAGCAAAAGGAAGAGGAAAUGAAAGAUUUUAGACUUGUCAUUUUAGAGGAAUUUUAGUUUUAAGUAUUGGAUGUUUGAUCAUAUAGCUUUUUUUUUUUUUUGUUAUAUAUGUAUUUGGAUCAUAUAUAUGAUAAAGUAUGGUUCCAAUUUCCAAAGGAGGUGAAAUACAAGAGCAAAGAAAAGAGUUAUUUGUGA